Molecule: messenger RNA, 1324 nt
Organism: Vigna unguiculata (cowpea)
Lineage: Eukaryota; Viridiplantae; Streptophyta; Magnoliopsida; Fabales; Fabaceae
Gene: SGR9
Product: RING/U-box superfamily protein
Biological process (GO): protein ubiquitination
Cellular component (GO): cytoplasm
Molecular function (GO): ubiquitin protein ligase activity
Source: RefSeq, a predicted model, not a curated record
GUAAUAAUCGGAAACUCCCAACACACUCAUCCACGUACAUAAAAAGCCACAUUCUUCUUCCUCCUCCAUGGUCUGAAAAGCAAAGUCCAAAAGCACAUGAUCCCACAAUGGAAGAAACAUCAACAUCUAUCAUCAUGGCGGCACUCUCCACCCUCACCCCUUCCCAAUUCUCAGAUCUCACGCACUCCAUUCUAUCCACUACGCUCCACCACCAUCGCCGCCUCGCCUUCCUCCUUUCUUCCCCAACGCUCUUCUCUCUAACCCUCCACCACCUCCACAACCUCUCCCUCCCCCAGAAGACGCUCCUCAUCGCCCGCCACCUUCUCUCCUCUCUCCACCUCCUCACCGCCACCUCCCCGCCGCCGUCCACAACCACGAGGCAGCGCGACCUCGACGCUGCGCUCCUCCUCCUCCUCCUCUGCGAAACGCACAACCACAAUCCACAUGCCCUCGAGGCACCCUUUUCCCAAUGGAGGGUCAACCUCAGCACCAUCUUCUCCGAUUCAUUGUUGACUCUUUCCUUUGCACCCUUUGGGUCAUGCACGGUGCUGAUUCCCUUCGUUGAGACCGUGACGCGGUGCUGGAGACUCGUCGGUGCACUGGACUGCGGCGGAGGAAAGGAAUCGGGGGAGGUGGCUGCAUCGGCUACGGCGGUGGUGGCGCUGCCAUCGGUGGAGGUGAGGACCGGUGGGAUAGAGUGUGCGAUAUGCAGAGAGGAGAUGACAAUAGGGAGAGACGUAUGCGAGUUGCCAUGUCAGCACUUGUUUCAUUGGGUGUGUAUCUUACCCUGGCUUGGGAAGAGGAACACGUGUCCUUGCUGCAGAUUUCGGUUACCGUCCGAUGAUGUCUUCGGAGAGAUCCAACGGCUGUGGGAAAUCUUGGUUAAAACGGCUGCAAAAGAUUCGUAGCUACUACUUCCUUAACCGUUGCAACAAGAAAAACAUCAAAUGGUUACAGAAUCUGGGCAGAGAGGUUCACGGGGUAGAAACAUCUUACUUAAUGUUGAUUAAUGUUGCACUGUUAUUUUUUAGUUUCUUACCUAGGUAGGUGGGUCCACAGUUUGGGGUUUGUUAUUUGGUGAUUUUAUUGUGAGGACUUUGAUUUUGAUGUUUUUAAUUUAGAGAGGGACUCAUGUGGUAGAGGGCGAAGUGUUUGAUUGUGUGGCCAAAUGAAUAGAUGAUAGAUAGAUAAAACGUACAAGUGUGAGGUUCUGGAUGUAACAAUCGUCAAUGUAAAGACAGUGUAAGACUCGGAUAGAUAUAUGUCCAUAGAAUCAGUCAUAGAUGAAGGGUGAUGAUAAAUAAACAUCACAUUUUUAUCUCCA